Molecule: messenger RNA, 5672 nt
Organism: Plodia interpunctella (Indianmeal moth)
Lineage: Eukaryota; Metazoa; Arthropoda; Insecta; Lepidoptera; Pyralidae
Gene: Su(z)12
Product: Su(z)12
Exons: 9
Coding region: 81-2396 (771 amino acids)
Cellular component (GO): nucleus; ESC/E(Z) complex; RSC-type complex
Molecular function (GO): chromatin DNA binding
Source: RefSeq, a predicted model, not a curated record
CUGACGCUGUCUGUCAUGUCAACGAACUGAUGAACUUGGCGGUUUCAUUUCACUAAUAAUUUAGCAUUAAAACUCUUGAAAUGCCUCCUAAGAAGCGUGAUAAGGAUAACGACACAAACAAAAACUCCAAAAUCGACCACCUACAAGCUGACCAUGAGUUAUUUUUACAGGCAUUUGAAAAGCCAACUCAAAUAUAUAGAUUCUUACGGACACGCAAUAUGCUUUCGCCUAUAUUUCUCAAUCGGACACUUUCGUACAUGAAGCGGCGAAUGUCUAGAAGUAAUAAAAGCCGCUGUGGAUUCAAAAUUGACUCACUAUUAGAGAAAAUCACUCUGAAAAAGAGCACAGAGCUUCAGCCUAACAGUUUGGGAGGUUACAUGACUCUGACAUUCCUAGGAUUCUAUGAUAAAAGCCUCGAUGAACCCAGAGACUAUCAAGUAAAGGUAGAAACAUUACUUUUAAAGAUAUGCCACAAAAAAAGGAAAGAAAGUUCUUCUGCUAUAGUAGAAGUUUCGGUCGGCAGCUGUUCCGUGCCACUCAACCCAUCUACAUCGGAGCCUCCUGCAAUGGCGUCGGCUGUGAGUAUCUCCAGUGAGACCUUCAGUCCCUCACAGGGGCCCAAUGUGAAGUCCUACAUGCUCAUGUUGAGAGUGACAGUCACCAGGGCAUCUCCAAAUACAAAUGGAGCAGCCAGCACCAGUGAAAUUACUAAUGGUGAUUGUGAUGAACCUGUGACCAAAAGAUUAAAAUCAAACUCAACGGACCACUUAAACUCGACUCCUGAGAACAAAUGGACGAAGCUCUAUGGUAGUGAGCUGAUAGUCUAUGAUAAGCACAACCGCUGUCUGCUCACUAAUGGGGAGUAUGACCUGGUGCUGCAUGAUGCGACGCCCGGCGGCCGCAGCGCCACUAUAGCUAGGUCUCCUCAUAAAGCUCUCAUGGCUCAAUGGGAAACCAUACCUAAUGAAAGUGAUCUCCAGACGGACACGAAUCCGUUCGACAUAUUCAAAGUGCGCCCGCUGCUAAAACUCAAGUUGAGUUGGAGUCAGGAGCCCACAAACGGUCUCGUAAACCGGCCCAAGCUGUACCAGCAGACUGAAACUAACGGGGUCAGGAAGGAGGCCGGCUCCAGCAAAGACAGGCUCUCUAUGAAGGGCAAUGCUAGUGACAGUAAAAAUGGGGAAAAAGUAAAAAGCGAGGCCAACGAAGGAGACUCGAAGCGCCAGCAGAUAAUAUACCAGUUCCUGUACAACAACAACUCGAGGCAGCAGACGGAGGCCUGCGACGACCUCCACUGUCCGUGGUGCUCCCUCGACUGCGGCACUCUCUACUCGCUGCUCAAACAUCUCAAGCUGUGCCAUUCGAGGUUCAACUUCACAUAUUUUCCAAUCCCCGGCGGUGCUCGUAUCGACGUAUCAAUAAACGAGUUGUACGACGGAUCCUACACGGGGUCUCCGCACGACCUGAUCGCAGCACAGGGCCGAGGCGGGCCCGCGGGCGCCGCAGGGCCCCGCGGCGGGCCCGCGGGCGCCGCAGGGCCCCGCGCCGGGCCCACGCGGCGCACGUCGCUGACGCACGUGCUGGUGUGGAGGCCGCGCCGCGUGCGUCGCGCGCACCGCCACAGCCUGGCGGAGUUCCUGGAGCUGGACGACGCGGAGGUCGUGGAAGCACAGAGGCCUUACCUUACAGGACACAAUAGACUUUACCACCACACAAUAACCUGCCUGCCAGUGUACCCCAAUGAACUGGACAUUGACUCUGAAAGCGAGACGGACCCGCUGUGGCUGCAACAGAAGACCAUGAUGAUGAUAGACGAGUUCACAGACGUCAACGAAGGGGAGAAAGAACUCAUGAAAAUGUGGAACCUCCACGUCAUGAAGUACAACUACGUGGGUGACUGCCAGAUACCUAUCGCUUGCCAGAUGUUCCUGCAGAUGAAAGGUAAAGAGCUCUUAGAGAAAAACCUUUAUAGGAACUUCAUCCUCCACAUGUGUUCGCUUCACGACUUCGGACUACUGAGCCCUGUCGCGUUAUACCAAACCAUACAAAUGCUCAACCAAAUGCUGGCAGACAAUGCCGAAGCCAAAGAAAAAAUGCGAGAGUCUCUGAAAGCACAACGGGAACAUUGGCAUGCUGUAGGGAAGUACCAACAACCCGCUAUUAUAGAGCAAAAACCUCAAACGACUACUGCUAAACUCAACAAUAUUGAGGCCUCACCUUCAGUUAGAAGGAAAACCUCUAAUCUACAAAAUGCUAAUCGAAUGGCAAGCAAUGCUAACUUUAAUAAGUCUGCGAGCCCGGGACCAAGCCACACGGAAAGUAAGCGGAAAAUGUCUUCGGGCAGUAUACAAAGUCGCAAACGGUCAUCAAUAUCGGAAAGAAAAAGUUCCGUAUAGCGAAUGUUCUGUGUUUAAUCAGAAAGCCUCUGGCUAUGAAGUACAACAUAAUAUUGAUUUGGUGUCUAUAUGACUGAACUGAACAGAAAGAACGCCUGGAGCUGUUAUUGGAAAAUUUAAUGUUGUUGUUGAUAUAGAAAUUUCACAUGUGACGUGAUAACGGCAAAAGCGUACAACUGUUUUCAUAUCUGUUAAAAAUUAUUAUUUUUAUUACUCACGGCCUUGUCAUAUUGCAAGGAUUAUUGUUCAGAAAUUCCUACAAAAUGUUAUAAAAUAUUCCAUUGGGUUAAGAUUACUUAGGAACUAAAUUUGGCUUUGCUAGACUAGUCCAAUUGGCGGACAGUUUAAAUUACACGUUCUUAGGAUAUAACUGGGAACGAUAGUGGCUGUUGAAACGAAUUACAUCACUACAUAUUAAAUAAUUUAGGUAGUUUUGAAAAUUAGAAAUAAAUUAAAUCACUGCCCUUAAAAAGUAUGUUUGCAUAGAUUACUUAUUAUCUACGUGUUGUACUGUCAUUUUGCAUAAUAAAUUUGGGGAAUUGGCGCCAUAUCAAUUGAAUUAUUAUGACAUGAAUGAUUUUCUCUUUAGUUAAUUUAAUUUCGCUACUGCCCAAUACGAUAAUUUUAGGAUUAAGUGUAUGGAAUUCCAUUAAAUGGAUGACAAUAGAUUUAGUUGGUAAAUUAUGUCUAUCGAUCCUAGAUCUCUGCGAUAUGGGCGAGCGAGCGAGCGUUAAUAUGACCUGUCUAUCAAAACUAUGUAUGUACUUACGCAUGUAGUCGUUAAAAUGAAAAGGGACCUUAUGACGGUUAACACUUGUCAGUAUUGGAAUAACGGCAAUAAGGACCUAAGUGCCAGCCUCCAUAAGGUCCCUUUUGAUUUGGACGACCACAUAUACUAAUAUUAACACAUUUUUCCUACGGACAAAGACUAAAGAUCUUUAGAGGUGUAAUAGAGCUUAGUUUCCGAAAUUUAACGGCUGAGGAAGUAACCGGUAAAACAUUGGGAUAAGAGAAUACACGUGCAUACGUUUACGUAUUGACAUCCUUAAAUAUCUCGCUUCUUUAUGCCUGCGAUACACUAUCGGCGAAGUCGGACACAUGCCGAUGCGAAUGAGAGUUGAUUGCGUACUUUGUAUGUGCGAUUAUUUGAUUGCGUAGUUUUUUACCCCAUGGAUACGUAAUGUAUGUCAGAACCGCCAAGUUUAGCGAACCAUUUGCCGAUAGUGUGGAAACGGCGGCAUUGCAUUUGUAAUCGAAUCUUACCAACUGCUUCAGCACCUUGAGGUUAAUAUAUGAGUCUGUGUUCACCACAAUAGUUAAGUUUUGUCCUCUAUAUAGAAAAAUAUUUGAUGUAGAAACUGAUGAUGGUCAGUAGCAAAUAGUAAUAUUAUCACUUAAUAUUAAUUGUUUCUUGUUCUAUUUAGGAAUGUAUUUGAACGCGGGACAGGUUCAUUUGUAUGCUUAUUCUGUGCUAUUAUUUUCACAAAUUAGUUUUUUACCUUUAUGAUUGUUAGUGAUUUAGAAAAACCAAAAUAAAAUAAGAAUUGUGAUCAAUUCUUUGUUCCUUAUUAGUGAAUGCCAUUAAAUUUUAUGUGUAUUUUUCAAUUGAGAGUGUAGUUUGUGUUUAGAACAAAUUUUAUGUAUUUUUUUAAUUUAAGAGCGAUGAAAUCAAAUGGGAUAAAAUAAUGAAAUAAUGUGUGUCGAACGGUUUAUCUGGCUUAUUGUAUUAUACAUUCUUGCCAAAUGACGACUCAUCGUACAUUGCAUUUUGUGUGUCUAUAACAUCGACGAGCAUUAGGCCUCGUUCACAUGGGCGCUCUUUCAACGCGCAUUAAAAAGACAUAAUGGAACAUGUAUCCGUUCAAACGGCGAUGCUUUAUUAUCCCGAAUGUUUCAUGUCAAUGUCGAAUGUCACUUAUGUCAAAAUAAUAAAAAUGCGCCAAAACGACGAUAAUUUUAUUUAGUUUGUCUAUAAAGAGUAGAAAACGAAUUACAUUUUUUGCCAUUGCCCACUUUUGCGAGCCAAGGGGACACAACGCCGUCGUUUUUCUAAUCUUUAUAGACAGACUACGCCCGUGUGAACGAGGAGUUAUAUACACUUAAAAUGAUUGAAAUGGAAAUCAGAUAAGCCGUUAAAUUGGUUCACUAAAUUAGAUAUUAUGAACUGAUUUUGCAUGAACUAUGUCAAGACUGCACGGUACCGCGAUGCCUUAAAAAUUAUCUAUUCGCUGUUCAAAUCUGACUGAUUUACAUAUAAUUUAUCUGGAGUAUACAAUAUACGUAUAUAUUUACCACAUGUAUAUAUAUGUAAAUGGUCAAAAAUAUUUCAGCACUUCGACGCUCUAUAAAGAAUCCCCAUCUCGGAUCCCCAUGAAUCUAUAGAUAAUGCUGGAGCCUACACUAUCAAUAACAUUUUCAUGCAAGGUACAUAUACUGCUCUCUCUUUUAUCUGUGGCCUGACCUCUCUUUCUUAUGUAUUGCGAGAUAUAUACAUAGGUGUAACGUGUAGUCACCGUAUAGUUAUGCCUUUUACCGCGCAAGGAUAGUUCGGGCCACAGGUGAAAGAGAUAGCAAUACAUGUACUUUGAAUCUUAAAGUACUACCUAUAGCUUCAUAAUAAUCCCGUCCUCUAUUCUUACUAGUGUUGCUCACUGUCGAAUAGUCUUUGGAUAUUUUUAUUAAAAGCAGUAAUAUCGAUAUAUUAUACAUAUUGCACGCACUCUUCUUCAGUCUUAACUAUAACCUAUGUUUAGUAUCAUUUAAUCUGUAUCACAGGCGCCCCGAAAUAUUAAAAAAAAACUGCAUACAUUUGAACAAAGAUGGACUUGCCGAAAUGUCGUAUUUUCUCUACCGAACAUUUUGUUCGUUAUUUAUACAUUAAAAGAGGAACUUUUAUUUCAAGUGAAUAGGGAUAGACUCAGCAGACUGUCGUUUACUUGACUUAUGUAAUCAAUGUUAUAGUUAUAUAACAAAUAGAUCGCGCUAGAUAUGAACUUGUAAUUUGUUAGUAAUCGUAACUUAUUUUUUGGUUUAUUUAGAGCGCAUUGUAAUCAUUCUGAAUUAAACUACAAAUCACAUAAUUUAUUAAACAUCCUAGUUAUUUAGAAAUACUGUUACAUAAUGUAACCGCAAUAUUUUUUUCCUUAUUUUUUAAUCGCUGAUUUCUGCUAUUUACUGAUAUGGUACAUAUUUUGUUAUUUUUUUAUAGUCCCAUACUGAGUAAUGUUCACUAAAAUAAUUGUACUUAUGGUGAAAUAUAACAAUUAUUUUCAAUAA